Molecule: messenger RNA, 6486 nt
Organism: Seriola dumerili (greater amberjack)
Lineage: Eukaryota; Metazoa; Chordata; Actinopteri; Carangiformes; Carangidae
Gene: ltbp1
Product: latent transforming growth factor beta binding protein 1
Exons: 31
Coding region: 331-4974 (1547 amino acids)
Molecular function (GO): calcium ion binding
Source: RefSeq, a predicted model, not a curated record
GACUGCGGACCAAGGCAAUUACGACCCGGAGAAGCCGCAGCGGCUCGGAGACUCUGCAGGCUACAGGAAGACAGAGAACGGGGCUGGGGAGCAUUUUUACGUGACGUGACCUAUUUCAUUUGAAACUUUUCAAAGUGAAGCCUGUUUUUUCUCUGGGUAACGCUCGCUGAUUUGGUGUGUUCCCACACCGGGCUGGAGGUCGGUACCAACAGGAAUAUGCUCAGGAAUACACCAGUUUUUGUUACUCUGAAGAAGUGAAAGGGUUUUUUUUACGGAUCCGAAUUUAAGCUGGACCCCCCUCCCAAACUUUUCUUGGUAUUCGGUGUCGAUAUGGCUUGGAUUAAAUUGGGCCUUUUAUUUUCGUUCGGUGUGUUUCUCUCCCCGGUGUGUGUGUCAGCGGAGCAGCAGCAGGGCCACAGCGGCUUCAGGAGGCUGUACGUGCUCCAGCCGGGGCCGUCGUCGGGUUCGGCCGGUGCGGACGGCGGGGUGCGGGUCAGCUCCAUCUCGACGCACCGCGGCGCGGCUGGGCAGCCGCACACGUACAACGUGGAGCUCACCGCCAACUUCGGCGGCCAGGUCCGGACCCGCAGGAUGGGGAACCAAGCGGCUUCGGUGCCAGUGUUCAGUCAACAGCAACAGCAGGUCGUCCGGCAGAGCGGAGCGGAGCAGAGCCAGCAGAAGCAGCUCCUGAAGCUGUCCGGGGUGAACGUCUGUGGAGGGCAGUGCUGCCAUGGAUGGAGUAAAGCUCAGGGGUCGCAGCGCUGCACUAAACCCAACUGCGUCCCUCAGUGCCAGAACGGAGGAAUGUGCCUGAGGCCUCAGCUCUGUGUCUGCAAGCCUGGCUCAAAGGGGAAGGCAUGCGAGCAGAAGACUGUGUCCACACACCCCUUCCCAGCAGCACCUGGGAACGAACCCACCAAUGGGCACAACACUGGUUACACUAAUGGACACAAUGGAGUACCACAGCGGCCCAUACCUCAGCAAGUGUCUCCCCAUGGCUACGCCUCUGCCCCCCCACCGGCGACCAAUAUGGCUCAGAUGAAACUCACUCUCAAGCCAGCCCCCCAGCUCGUUCGACCACAUUACAUCCAGCAACACAUCCAGCAGCAGAUCCGGCCCAUUCCCAUGCACCCAGUACAGAACCAUCAGUACAUUAUAAAGCCCAAAUACUACCACACACACACCACACAGACCCAUGUCCAGUCCCAACCAGAGAGACCGAUCCCCCUGAGAGUGGGACACAACCCCUUCCAUGCAGUGGGCAACCACACUGGGAGGAUCAAGGUGGUCUUUACACCCACCAUCUGCAAACUGACCUGCACUGGAGGCAAGUGUCACAACAACUGUGAGCAGGGAAACACCACCACCAUCAUCAGUGAGAACGGCCACGCUACAGACACACUGACUGCACCCAACUUCAGAGUAGUGGUGUGUCACCUCCCAUGUAUGAAUGGAGGCAAGUGCAGCGCCAGGGACAAGUGUCAGUGUCCUCCCAACUUCACUGGGAAGUUCUGCCAGAUGCCGGUUCACAGCGGACACCAGCAGCACCAGCAGACGGCGGGCAGCUACAGCCAGACCCAGGUCCACUCCACACACACACUGCCACUGACCUACAGCAAUGGCCAGGGAACUGUGUUCAGCCCCAGCAUCGUCAACAUCCACAUCAAACAUCCUCCAGAGGCCUCGGUCCAGGUCCACCAGGUGUCUCAGCUGGACAACUACCACAACAACGGUCACCAGCUGAAAGGUCCCCAGUCUGGCUCUUCCUCGUCCACCAGCUACACCUACCACCACACCGAGAGCAGCCAGAAGAUCCAGCACCACGGCUACAACAUAGUCUACCCCGGUCAGCACGGCUACCAGGUUCCUCAGUACCAGCCCGUCACCUCCAAGAACACGCUGGGCCGCUGCUUCCAGGAGACCACGGGCAGUCAGUGUGGGAAGGCUCUGCCAGGUCUCACCAAGCAGGAGCAGUGCUGUGGGACCAUUGGGACGUCCUGGGGUUUCCACAAGUGCCAGAAGUGUCCAAAGAAACCAUCCAUCCCACUGAUAGACUGUCCUCAGGGCUACAGGAGAGUCAACAGCUCUCACUGCCAAGAUCUGGACGAGUGCCAGCUGCAGGGAGUUUGUCCCAAUGGAAACUGUCUGAACACCGUGGGCAGCUACAGGUGCAUGUGUAAACCUGGCUAUGUCCCCGACCCCACACUCACCACGUGCAUAUCCAACACACCUGCCAUCCAAGAAGAGAAGGGCGCUUGCUUCCGUUUGGUCAGCUCAGGGAGGCAGUGUUUGCACCCGGUUUCUGCCCACCUGAGCAAACAGCUCUGCUGCUGCAGUGUGGGCAAAGCCUGGGGCCCUCGUUGUGACAAAUGCCCCUCUCCAGGAACAGCUAAGUUCAAAGAGAUCUGUCCUGGUGGAAUGGGCUACACUGUUCUACCAAAUCCACCUGUCAAUAAGCCAGUCACCGUUUAUCAGGAGCCCUCCCACCUGCCCCCUCCCCAGCCCCUGCCAACACCUGAGCGACCAGUGGAGGCCUUUGGGAAACCAGAGGAGAUCAUACCAGUAGCAACAGCUGCACCAGAUCAGGAGCUGCUAGUUCCUGUGUUUAAUAAUAGGCCAGUAGUUGAACCUAUCCUGCCCCAGCUGUCUCCGGGGGUGUCCACUGUCAAGAUGGAGGCAGCCUACCCAGAGGUUGUUGAGAGGAGCUCUCCACCUGCACCAGUGGAGAUCCUCCCAUCGAACGCUGGCCAGGACAUCGCCCCCACCCAGGCAACCGAUAUUGAUGAGUGUCAGAUCAUCCCUUAUAUCUGUGGCCAGCAGGGCAUCUGCUACAACACAGCUUACGGCUUUAUCUGCCAAUGUCAAAAGGGAUACUCCAUGUCUGAUGACCAUGCCACCUGUGUAGAUGUAGAUGAGUGUGUGAAGACUCCAUCUUUGUGCUCUGGUGGUGAGUGCCAGAACACAGAGGGCAGCUUCCUGUGUGUGUGUCCCAGAGGAUUCCUCGUCGACGAGGAGGGGACCAGCUGUGUUGAUAUUGAUGAAUGUGUGAACAGCACUGUGUGUCCUUCUGGCAUCUGCUUCAACGUGCCGGGGAGUUACGACUGUGGCUCCUGUCCUGAUGGCUUCAUGGCGCAGGGAGGCCAGUGUGUAGAUGUGGAUGAGUGUCAGGACCAGCGGGUCUGUACCAGGGGCCACUGUCUGAACACUGAGGGCUCCUUCAUCUGUGAGUGCGGGCCGGGCUUCAGAGUGUCAGCAGCUGGAGACCAGUGUAACGAUGUGGACGAGUGUGUGGAGGAGGCUCAGCCCUGUGAGGAUAUAGGGGAGUGUGUCAACAGUCUGGGCUCCUACACCUGUACCUGUCCACAGGGAUACCAACAGAUCAACAGCACCAGCUGUAUAUAUAUCGACGAGUGUGUGGACGAGCCGGAGCUUUGCUCCCCCCACGGAGAGUGUCUCAACACACAGGGGUCCUACCUGUGUGUGUGUGAGAGUGGAUUCACCGCUAACCUCGACACACCCUCCUGUGACGACAUUGAUGAGUGUGGCCUCAAUGAGACGCUGUGUGGCCCCCACGGCUUCUGUGAGAACAGACUGGGCUCUUUUAGAUGCCUCUGCGACCAGGGCUACCAGGAGUCCCAGGACGGCUACGGCUGUGUGGAUGUGAAUGAGUGUGAGCUGCUGAGCAGUGUUUGUGGAGAAGCUCAGUGUGUCAACACAGACGGCUCCUUCCUCUGUGAGUGUCCCAGCGGCCAGGACUACAACCUCAACGUCGCCAAGUGUCAACCUGUUCCCACAGCGUCGUCAGUGGAGCGUAAGGAGUGCUACUUCCACCUCAACAACGAGAAUCUGUGUGAGAGCGUGCUAACCAGCCACGUCACCCUGCAGGAGUGCUGCUGCACGCUGGGAGCCGGCUGGGGUGACAACUGUGAGGUGCACCCCUGUCCUGUCAAUGGCACUGACCAGUUUAACCUGAUGUGUCCAUCUGGUAGAGGCUUCAUCCCCAGUGCAGACCCUCUGUACGGAGCCCCCCCUGCUGACAGCUACAGAGAUGCAGAUGAGUGUUCACUGUUUGGUGAGGAGGUGUGUAAAGGAGGCUUCUGCCUGGACACUGUGGGCAGCUACGAGUGUUACUGCAAGACCGGACAGGACUACGACCCAGCAAGACUGGAAUGCAGAGACAUCAACGAGUGUGUGGAUGAGUCGGUGUGUGUUGGGGGACAGUGUCUGAACACAGAUGGCUCAUACAUGUGUUUCUGCACACACCCCAUGGUGCUGGACCCCAGCAGUAACAGCUGUGUGCUCAUGCCUGAGGCAGUUGAGUCUCAUGAGGCAGAGCAGGUGGACUACCAGGGGAUCUGCUGGCAGAAAGUCACAGACACGACAUGCACCAAUCCGCUGGGUCUCAACAGGAAGACCACGUACACAGAGUGCUGCUGCCUGUACGGAGAGGCCUGGGGCAUGGACUGUGCUCUGUGUCCCCCCAGACACACAGAGGACUAUGCUGCCAUGUGUAACCUUCCUCUGGGGGGUGGGCGGCGGCCCUACGGUCAUGACGCCCUUUCUGCCGGUCCGGUCCAUGAAUAUGAAGUGAGCCCGGACUAUUCACCGUCACCUGAGCAGCAGGCCGUCCUGCCUUUCUACAACGAGGAGCCUCCAUUCAAGGCGUUCGAGGGUUUGCGAGCAGAGGAGUGCGGGAUACUGAACGGCUGUGAGAAUGGCCGCUGUGUCCGGGUUCAGGAGGGCUACACCUGCGACUGCUUUGAUGGAUACACCUUCGACAUGUCCCGCAUGGCCUGCAUUGAUGUGAACGAGUGCUCAGAACUCAACAGUCGGAUGUCACUGUGUAAAAACGCCAAGUGCAUCAACACAGUGGGCUCCUACCAGUGUGUGUGUCUGCCGGGGUUCACGGCCUCCGACAAACCCAACUACUGCGUGGAGGCCACAACACACCAAACAUCAACACACACACAGUGAGCAUGGACAGACACUAGGGGGCGACAAUAGACACAAAACCACACGCACAAGCUUGUAUUACUAUACUUGUGAGGACGUCCACUAAAAACAUUCAGUCACUUCCAGAUCCGCAACACCACCUCAGAGUUCUGAUCCUGGUCCGGUUAGUGUCUGACCCACAACCCUGAGACCUGAACCUUGUCUUUAAAUGAACCUAAUCCUGAUUCUGAUCUUAUUCCAUAAUUUAAACCUGAUCCAAAUCCCGAUCAGGUACCACUGUCAUUACUCUUAUAUAUGCCUGUAUUCCCUCUUGCAUCACUGUGGAUGUUUUUACUUUCCCUCUGUUGUAUUAUAGUUGUUUUACUUUUUCAUUUUAGUGGUUUCGAUCAUGGACAUUUUAAAAUAAACCUAAAUAUUAUAAAGUAUUUCCAAUGUUAAGGCCUAAAAUAUUAGUAUCAGAAUAUUAUUUUUAAUGACUUUCCACCAACCACACUGUCAACACUGUGACUAGCUUUGGUUUCUUUGUUGAGGGAAUCAUUUAGUAUUUGGUGCUUAUUUACUUUCUUUCCUAGAGACAGGUGAGACCUCAUAUCUCUGCUCUGUGUAGAGAGCUAGUGAUUAGCCUAGCUUGGUACAGAGACUGGAAGCUGGAGGAAACAACUGGAUAGUCUUUAUGAUAAGCUAGGCUAACACUUUCCAGAAAUGUUGAACUGUUCCUUUAGUUUGAACCUGUUGCGACUGACAGAAGACAGAAGCUUCAUCAUCAUUUGUUAGAAACACAGUUUGGAGAACAAAAUAAAGAAACACAUGUAGAAUGUUGUGUUAGCAUGUUAGUAGAGCAGCACAGGAGGCAUUCAGGCACAGUACUCAGUGUCGGUCAUCCACGUUUCGGAAGUGUUCAGAGUCACGUUCACGGGCGUAAGUGAGACACAAGCUGUUAGCAGGCUGUGUAAAAAAGCUAGACUGAUUAAGGCCCUGUUCAGAAGUGAACCGCUCUAAGUUCAGGUGUGAACACACCCAAGACGCAUUGAGAUCCCAUCACACAUUCUUUCAGAAGUGUGAGCGAAAAUGUGUCCUAUGAACUCGCCAACAGUAUCAGAUUAACAUGACAACAGACAACAACAACAACAACAUACAAACUGGAUUAUUGUAGCUGGAGCACACACAACAAACACUGUCUGAUCAGGACUAUGGACACUGGAAGAUUCAUAUCGCAGACAGGUGAUUUAUGAGGAGACAGACUCCAUUUUUCAUUCCAGUACAGAGCAUAAAUAUCACAUGGAAUAUCUGAGACAUUUAAAUGGUGAAGGAUGAAUGUAUUAGGUAGUAGUUAGGGAGGGAUUUUCAGCCAAUGGGUGAACAGCUUCAUGCUCAUGAUGAUGAAGCAUAUUAGCAUGCUAGCAUUUGUUAUUACAGGUGAGGGUGAUGGAGUGUUGUUUUUUUUAGCCAUAAACCAAAGAAAUGGACAAAGUCUAACUUUGAACUGAUGAUUGUGUUAAUUGAAGAGUCAGAGGAUCAACACGUUGUAACAAG